Molecule: messenger RNA, 903 nt
Organism: Gastrolobium bilobum
Lineage: Eukaryota; Viridiplantae; Streptophyta; Magnoliopsida; Fabales; Fabaceae
Product: WRKY DNA-binding transcription factor 70-like
Exons: 3
Coding region: 1-903 (300 amino acids)
Biological process (GO): regulation of DNA-templated transcription
Molecular function (GO): DNA-binding transcription factor activity; sequence-specific DNA binding
Source: RefSeq, a predicted model, not a curated record
AUGGAUCAGAAUCAGCUUUCAAAUGGAAGAAAGGCAAUGGAACAGGAGCUACUCAGAGGGCGUGAUAUAGCAAAUCAGUUACUUGAAGUACUUGUUCAUAAAUCGAAUGCUCACCAUGGAGAUGUAAGAGGGUCAAUGUUACCAUUUGCUGAAGAUCUUGUGCGCAAGGUACUGAGAUCAUUCACAAACACCCUUUUCAUCUUGAAAACCAAUAAUGAUGUCUCCAAUGAGGUGGUUGUUCCUAUCACUGUCAGGGAUUUCUCUUCUUCCGCUAAUUGCCAAAAGCCUGAGGAUACAGAUGAGACUCGCGAGAGUUUCUUCAACCCUAAAAGUAGAAGAGGGUGCUACAAGAGAAAGUCAACUGCACCAACUUGGGAGAGGGACAGCUCAAAUCUGAUUGAAGAUGGCUAUGCCUGGAGAAAGUAUGGACAAAAAAUGACAAUGAAUGCUAAAUAUCUUAGGAGCUACUUCAGAUGCACUCACAAGAAUGAUCAAGGCUGUCCAGCAAUCAAGCAGGAACAGAGAAUUCAAGAGGACCCUCCAUUGUAUCGGACAACAUAUUACGGCCAUCACAUAUGCAAAAGCUCUUUAACUUCAGAGAUAAUUUUGGAACCUAAUUCUUCUUCUGGCUCUUCUAUAUUCCUUAACUUCAAUAACAGCCUUCCAAGCAAAGAAGAAUACCCUUUUUCAUCAUCACUUUUUGCAUCCACAAAACAUGAGCCUAUGGAAGUGAUUCCCAAUGACCAUUUUGCUCACAACCAAUUGCCCUCAUCAGAUUACCCCAUGUCAUGUGACUAUGAACUUGAUUUGAGUUAUUCAAGUCUUGUUACUAUGCUACCAUAUACCGAAUCUGUUCAAUUUGAUCAAAACGCUUAUGGGUGUAGUUUGGAUUUUGAUGGCUAG